GCUUAUUCUCAGUAUGUCUGCUAUCUAUGGAGGUUCGUUGGCAAAUUCCAAAAGAUCCCUAACUUACGUCUCAUGCAAUAUCAGCUGGAGGUCAUUACAAAGAUGGUGUGAAAUUUGAGGUUUAUUUCGGUAGUACCAAAGCAAAUGAUCCCCGACAAAAAUGUAUGUUGGUUUUGGUUUUUAUGGCGUGCCGGGUUAUAUCGGCUGAAUCGGACUGGAAUGAAGCUAGGAUCUCGGGAACAUUGCCAAAAACGAUUGCACCGUUCCACCGUUUUAUUUGUAGUCGGCUUACUGAGCGACUAUCUCACUGCGCUCGCACUUACUUCAAUACAUUUGGAUAAUAGCUUUUGAAUGAAAUUGAAAACGCAGCUUAGCGGAACAUACUUGUUUAAUCAAAUGCUUAUCAACAUCUAAAAACAUGAAUCUUCGAAGAUGUGCGUAUUAAUUUAAGGACACAAACUCAGGAAAACAAUUCACGUACACACUACAAUGAUCCUAAUAGAAACGGCGAGACUAAUUCGAGUUUCGGUUGGCCACAAAAAAAAAAUCUACGACCCGUGUUGUAAUAUCCCACAGAAGCGCACGAAUAAGUAAAUAAAAUUGAAUAAUUUACGAGUAGGUUUUACCACGGAAUGUCACAAGGGCGGUGAUGUGAGAUAUCAAAUUAUAAGUGGUUCUGUGCACAUGCGCGUUUUAGUCCGCCGGCCGCCGGUUUCAGUCUGUUCGAAGCUUGCCUAGCCUACGAACGAAUUCUCGAUUGUAUUUCGAAUUCUCUAACUCGUUCGAUCGAAUUGAAAUAAAAAUUCCCAGUUAAGUGCCCGAUUUUAAUUUGGUUGUUAAUGCAUACGUUAAAAUACGUGUUUCUGUGACUGUGUGUAAAAAUACAAGUUUCAGUUUUGAUUUCUUUCGCUUAGUUUUUAUUAAGUUGCAGUGUUUGUGGUGACGUGUUUACGGAUUGUUUCGUGCUUAAAGUUUUUGGAACGCCCAUUAGAAUCAUUAAAUUCAUUCGUUAAAUGAAGCGAGACUGAAAAAGGUUUACCGAAGUCUAACUCUCUAGUGAAUGUGGCGCUAAAAGGCCGUGCUCUCACUAAUGAUGUGAAAAAGACAAUACAGUGAUGUGGCUUGCGGCGUUGGUGUGUCUACUCUGUCAGUCUGCAGGCAUAUCGGCCGGCGAGGGCGGUGACGGCGAAGAUUUGUCCGUGACUACGACAGUCGACUACAGCAAUGUCACUGGCACUACAGAGUCUGUUGGGCAACCUUACUUCGACAACUCAACAAAGCGAGAUUACACAGCAGCUGUAGGUCAGCCGGCUUAUCUACACUGUCGGGUCAAGAACUUAGCUGACAGAGCGGUGUCGUGGAUUCGGAAACGGGAUUUGCACAUACUAACCGUCGGCGUGCACACGUAUAGCAGCGACGCGAGAUUCGCGGCCCUACACACGGACGGGUCAGACGAAUGGACUUUACGCGUCGCCCCAGCGCAGCCGAGAGACUCCGGCUCGUAUGAAUGUCAAGUGUCCACUGAACCGAAAAUAAGCCUUUCUUUUAGGCUCACAGUUGUCGUAUCAAAGGCAGAAAUACUGUCGGGACCAGAACUCUUUGUGCGAGCCGGGUCCGACAUCAAUCUGACAUGUAUCGCUAGACAUGCCCCAGAUCCGCCAAGUUUCAUAUACUGGUAUCGAGGGUCCAACGUAGUGAAUUAUGCUCAGCGAGGGGGCAUCAGCGUGGAAACCGAACAAAGGACCCGCACGAGCCGGCUUCUCAUAGCGAGAGCCUCGCCACGGGAUUCAGGAAAUUACACGUGCGCUCCGAGCAGCUCUGAUUCGGCAUCGGUGAUGGUCCACGUUGUGAGCGGAGAGCGGCCGGCGGCGAUGCAAAGCGACGCUGCUAAGACGAACAAACCCUUACGACCUUCAGUGUUGAUAUCACUCGGAAUGAUCGCCAGUAAAGCAUCGUCCUUAGCAAUUUUAUUACAGGGCUUUUUCAUAAAUUUGAUUUAUGGAAACGGAAAUCCGUGGAACAAUUACUGCUUAAGGAGAUUCGAACCGAGAUGACCUCAAGUACGUCACAACUGAAUUGUAUUUAAUGCAAUUUAUUAACUAAUAACAAAAGUAUGGUGUUUAUGAUAUGAACGAUGGAUGGACGUUGAAGAAACGAAUUAUUGUUAUGGACGAAUAUCAAAAUUGGAUUUUACUCUGUCGAUCAAAGAUUAAUUUUAUAGCCAAUGAUUUUUUUGAUUUACGUCUGUAUAAAAAUCAGAGCAUCGAAUGUUUUUGAAACAUUGUGUAAGUUUAUGAAAGUUCUGAAUAAUUUGCUUAUUAAUUAGAAUUACAAAUGUUUUUAAGCUCCUUAAGACCAAGAGACUUUUAGAGACUUUCAAUGCAGCUAAAAUUGCUUCUAAAUAUCUCAUGAUGUAUAAAAACCAGAAUGUCCACAAAAAAACAUUUUUUAACGUAUCUAUUUUGGUAACUUGUACCACACUGAAAUUUAAACAAAUUUGUCGAAAGAAUAACCUCGAGCCUUGCUUGCAGACACAUGAUUAAUAGUCUAUUGUGAGUUUUUUUUUUAAAUCAUGUCAUGAAUUUUAAUGCUAAAUAAUAAAUAAAAGUAUUUUGUUAUUCAGAUACUAUAAAACGUGGUAUCACUAAAAUACAAAUAAAAUAAAUAAAUUUAUUGCGUUUAUAAGGUAUAGGUUGAUUUUUUUAUGAAACUAUUAGGUAUUAAAUUGAAAAAGAAUCUUGAAUACUUAUGUACGUACUAAAUUAUUAUUUUUAUAAAAUGUAAUUUUCGAGUCAAUCACAGCCAUCAAAAUGUUGUACGUCAAGAAAUCAAGUGUAGAUACUACAUACUUGGCAGAAACGUUCUUAUAACGCUCUUAUAUACUGUUGGGACAAUUAGUUUAAUUUUCAAAAGAAAUAUUCUUAAGGAAUUAUUCUGAAUAAGAACGAAGCUCUCAAUAAAAUGUUUUAUACACCGCUAUAUUUUGUAUACCAAUUCAAAAUUAACAGUAAUUUAAAAAGGAAUUUUAAGUAUACGGUGUUAGUUAGAAGUCUGUGAUUAUACUUCACGAUGAUAAAGUUACUGGAAUAACCUUUUACGGUAACCCUGCGUAAAAUGGGAGAUAAAGGAGGUUGCCCGAUUGAAAAUAAGAAAAUAACUUUAUUAUCUCUAAAGCAAAAGGUUUACAUAUUUUAAAAAUAACUGAUUGAAGAAUAAAAAACUGAAAUUAAAAGUAUUGUCGUUCUUCAACAUAAGUACAUAUGUAAUUAUACAGUGUGCGUAAAGCUCACGUUGAAAAUAAUGAAAACGAUAAUGUUAGAAAGUUAGCAUUUGACCAAUUAUCAGCUUAUUAGUGAGUUUUAUUGGGUUAUUCGAUAUCUGUCACAAAUUACUUUAAUUGGUACUUCCAAAUUAGUGGUGUAUUAAACGCGGCGAUAAUAUUGGGUAAUGGACUAUUGGAUGUCGAUAUUCUUCAUUUGAAAAAAAUGUAGAAUAUAGUGGGCAGCCAACUAAAUAUAUCGUAUGUAUUAAAUAAUUGAAAUAAGACUUAGUUCGUAUUUUGUGUAUUAGUUACGCAUCAAUGUAAAUAAAAAUUUGUAAAUAAAUACGUUUUACGUGUUA
Molecule: messenger RNA, 3621 nt
Organism: Bombyx mori (domestic silkworm)
Lineage: Eukaryota; Metazoa; Arthropoda; Insecta; Lepidoptera; Bombycidae
Product: hemicentin-2
Exons: 7
Coding region: 1116-2054 (312 amino acids)
Biological process (GO): synapse organization
Cellular component (GO): neuron projection membrane
Source: RefSeq, a predicted model, not a curated record